CCACCCUCUUCGCAGGAAUAGGGAAACGGGCGACGGCGCUGUUCGUGCUCUGGUCCACGCCGGCUUAUCCAACCGCUGGUGCUCGCUUUGCCUUCGUCCUUCGCCCUUCCCUCGCCGGGCCCGAGGGCGGAGCAGAGAGCCGCGACAGCCUUUGCCUCUCUGUCUGCGCGAAAGCCAAUCGGCCGGGAAACGCUGCUUCUUACGGAGCGGAUCAUCCGCCACAGCCCUUCCAGCAUGUUUGGAAUGAUCAGAAAUUCCCUUUUUGGGACCGCGGAGGUUUGGCCCUGCCGGGUUCUGAGCAGGGGGGAGAAGGAUGAUGUAGCCUAUGAGGAAAGGACAUAUGAAGGCGGGAUGUUUGCCAGUGUUGAACUCUCUGGAAAGCCCUUUGACGAGGCUUUACGUGAAGCAGUGCCGAGGCUUCUUAAAUAUGUUGGAGGAAGCAAUAAUCAAGGAGCUGGCAUGGGCAUGAUGGCCCCAGUGUGUAGCACAGUCUUUCCUGCAGAGGACGGAUCAUUGCAGCAGAAGGUGAAAGUUCUGCUACGGAUUCCAAGCCAGUUCCAGGACAACCCCCCUUCACCGAGUGAUGAGAGCAUCCGGGUUGAGAAAAGGGAAGAAAUGGUUGUUUAUUCUACGCUGUUUGGAGGCUAUGCAAAAGAAAUAGACUAUGUGAAUAAUGCAGCCAAGCUAACUUCUGCUUUAGGAAAUGAGGCAUCCUUCCACAAAGACUUCUAUUUUUGCAAUGGUUACGAUCCCCCCAUGAAACCCUAUGGGCGGCGCAAUGAAGUUUGGCUGUUGAAAAAAGUGACCAAUUAAAAAAGCUGGAAGGAAUUCUAGAAAAAUAUUCACCAGUGCCAUGGAAAGCAGUGAAAGUGAAAACAAGAAAACUAAGCGGGCUUGCUUUUGAGAUUCAUUCAGCAUUUCUUUUUUUUUAUUUUUAAUGAACAUAUAUUCAUAAAAUUCUUUUGUAUUUGCCAUUUAUUUCACAAGGCAUAUAUUUAUAUUUCUUGAAAUGAUUUUUCUCCUUACAGAAUAGGAAGAAUAAAGUGCCUUCUACAAAGAACAAUAUUUUUAAACUGCACUAAGUGAGCCAUAAGAAAUAGUUUUUUAUUGCACCAGAACAAAUGAACAGACCAAUUAUUGAAUUGUGGGAAGAGCAAAUAUUAAUUCAAAUAAAUCCAGGUUAUCUCUUUUCUGUCAGUUCUUAUUAACCCAGACCUUAAAAUACAGCCAAACUAAACUCUAUUCUAGUAAGUUAUUUUCCCCUUGGUUCAUGUUAUUAUCAGUGAGGGUAAGAUCUGUAACAAACCAUAAUGACAUAAACACGCAACUACUUUCUUGCAUCAUGACAGGGGUGUCAAACUUGCAUCAUCAUGGUGACAUCAUGUGACAUAUUGGGACCUUCCCCCCCUUCACUAAACAGGGUGGGCGUGGCCAGUGCAUGAUGCAUCUGCCCGCAAGCUACAAGUUUGACAGCCCUGCAUCAUGACAUCUCAUGACAUCAAUAUGCAGAUAUCCUCAUUCAUCUCAUGAGAUGCCCAUGACAGAUGGCUGUUGACAACAGCAAUUGACUGGGCAAUUCAUAGUCCUAAACCAGGGCCCUUCAAACUUAAAAUAGUCAUUUUCUGUUCAAUAGUUCAACUUGGUCUGUAACAGGACUUGCUACAAUCCUGACAUCUCCAAGCGUAGCAGUCUUGGGAAUGAUGGACACUGGAUACUAUGGGAAUGUAUAGAUGGCAGAGGAAUAAAGUAUAUCCUUUUUAAGUAUUUAUAAGGGAGGUGUCUUCACCCUAGACAAGGGAACAUAUUCUUGUUCCUGAGAGAGAACUUUUUAACAGGAUGCAGUGUAAGGACUUGCCCAGGCAGUCACCAGGAGUCAACACUAAAAAAAAAUGUAGCUAUGUCUCCCCUAGUUACAUUUGGAAGGGCAGAAAUAAAUGAAUGGAAAAUUGAAAAUUAUUUCUUCGGAACUCUAUUGAGCCCUUCAAAAGUGAUUUUUUUUAAAAAAAUAUACUGGAUAAGUGGUGGGUUUUUGACAUCUGUCCAAAGGUCCCACAUUAAAUCAUACCUGCAGAUAUCACAACUAAUAAAUGAAUGGCAUAACAUGCAGAAUAAGGUCUCAAUAAGGCAAAUAUUCCUAUAUCCCAGCCAACAAAUUUAUUUAUUUGGUGAUUUAUAGCAUACUUUCUGAUCCUCCUCUCAUAAAAGAAAAAAUGAAUACCAAUGCCAUCACAAUAAAGAGCAACAAAGUAUGCUAUCAAAAUAAAGCUACAUCCCAUUAAAAAGGGCCUGUUCCAAAAGACAAUUCUUGACAACUGACCUAAA
Molecule: messenger RNA, 2322 nt
Organism: Thamnophis elegans (Western terrestrial garter snake)
Lineage: Eukaryota; Metazoa; Chordata; Lepidosauria; Squamata; Natricidae
Gene: HEBP1
Product: heme binding protein 1
Exons: 4
Coding region: 235-813 (192 amino acids)
Source: RefSeq, a predicted model, not a curated record